This is a messenger RNA of Thunnus maccoyii (southern bluefin tuna), 2737 nucleotides long. RefSeq names its product complement C1q-like protein 4 (gene c1ql4b). The transcript has 2 exons. Lineage: Eukaryota; Metazoa; Chordata; Actinopteri; Scombriformes; Scombridae. The record is from RefSeq and is a predicted model, not a curated record. Gene Ontology annotation, molecular function: protein binding. Bases 121 to 834 code for a protein of 237 amino acids.
CCAGAGUUCAGUCUGGCCGGCACAACAAUUCCAGCUAAGGGGGAGGAGGACUUCCUCACGCUGGCCACCUCCCGGCUCAGUCGAAAGAAACGCGUCAUCGGGGCUGGAGUUGGUGUGGCCAUGGUCCUGGUCCUGCUGGUGGCCAUUCCCCUAUUGGUCCACACCACCAAAGGGGGAGGGUCUGGAGGAGGGGGCAUGCAUUACGAGAUGCUUGGGACCUGCAAGAUGGUGUGUGACACCCCCACACAGGGAGAGCUGACAGCUGUCUCCCCACAGCCCCCGGACUUCUCAAAUCGCAGGGGCAAGCAGGGUUUCAGAGGGGGCCCUGGACCUCCUGGCCCUCCAGGUCCCAAAGGGCCCCCCGGAGAGCCCGGCAAGCCUGGCCCACCUGGUCCACCAGGGCCUGGACCUGGUGGCUACGGCCCCUCAUUCUACAGUCCCAAGAUCGCCUUCUACGCCGGCCUGCGGAAACAACACGAAGGGAGUGAAAUACUGAAGUUUGAUGACGUGGUGACCAACGUAGGGAACUACUACGAGCCGAGUACCGGCAAGUUCACCUGCCCUCUGCCCGGCAUCUAUUACUUCACCUACCAUGUGCUGAUGAGAGGAGGUGAUGGGACGAGCAUGUGGGCCGACCUGAAGAAGAACGGGCAGGUGAGGGCCAGUGCAAUUGCUCAAGAUGCAGAUCAGAACUACGACUACGCCUCCAACAGCGUCAUCCUGCACCUGGACGUAGGCGACGAAGUGUGUGUACAGCUGGACGGGGGCAAAGUUCACGGCGGAAAUACCAACAAAUACAGCACCUUCUCUGGCUUCCUCAUCUACCCUGACUGACAGUAUACUUACAUUCUUAUACUUUAUCUCUCUGUAAUCGAGCAAAACGUUCCCUCUCCUUUCUGCAUCUAACAUGCCAUGCUUUCAUGAUGUAAUUUGUCAUUCCAACGCUGUUCGGUACACAAAACGUGUAAUAACAUGAUCACAGUUAACAAGUUUGAAGAGAAUUUGUGUAAAAAUGAAUAUAAUAUUGUAUAUAUUACCAGUUAACAUUUACUUCUGAUACACACACCGGUGUAAUCAUUAUUCUGUGCCAUGUACAGUAUGUGUAAGCAUGGCUAAAAGACGUCAUUCACAUCUGUUUUCUCCUACAACUUCUCCUAUCAGUUGUUACACUGAGACAAGAUGACCAUUUCAGCCACCGGUCUGAAAUCGACUUAAAUGAUCUCUGAAUGUAGACUGUAAAUCGAAGAGUGUGUAUUUGGCUGCAGCCUCUCGCCUUCACAGUGAGAUGGAUUUUCAAUAUGGCCGUAGACACCAAACGAGAAAAGUCAUGAAUAUAUUGAUCGCAGCUGAUAAUACAGCCAACACCAUGAGCAUAAUCCAGUGUGUUGUACGUCUGUAUUCAUGCUCAUGUGCAAGCAUUUGUGUGUUUACCCUCCAGUUUGUGUUAAGGAGUAAAAGCAUCAUGUUGCUGUUAGUUUGACCCGCACAAUCUCUGAUACAUUAAGGAAGGGGUGUCAACUUUUUGGUAACAGUCCCUUAACACACACAGUAUAUCAAUACCGAGGUUUAUCUUUGAGAUUUCGCCUGAGCCAGAGCUUAUGAUAGAGCGUCAUCAUAUCCUGCUAAUGAGCCCGGACUUCCUCUACAGCCUCACCUGUUCAGCCCGGCAUCCAUAGUGUGCUGUAUGAUGAAUAUGAUAUGACUUUAAAGAAAUAGUUCGACAUUUUUGGGGAAAUAUUUGCUUUCUUGCUGAGACUUAGAUAAGAUCAUCUAUGCCACUCUCAUAUCUGUCCUCAUGUUAAUCAUACAGAAAGCGGUUUCAAUCUUCUCAUCUAAUUUCCCUCAAGAAGGUGAAUAAACCCAAAAUGUCUAGCUAUGGUUAAUUUUAUUGUGUAUGUACCACUGUGAAGAUGUUUUUGAAAAGCUGGUGACUGUUGAUGUUUUACUGCCAUAUGACAUACCUAUAGGUUUUCUGUGCCUUACACAAUCUAUUUCAUUUUUAUUUUUUAUGCAUGAGACUGUUUUUAAAUCCAAGCUUUAUGAACAAGCUGAUCCACGUGAUACCAACACGUAUCUGACAGAAGUUUCUUAUGAAAACCUCCCAGACGCAUGCAGUCCAUGCAUAUGUUGUCAAAUUAUGAAAUGCAGAUACCAGAUGCUAACUGAAGACAUUGACUGUGAAUCUUUGUAUGUAACUGGAUGUAACUCACUGCUGUAAAGAAAAGCCCCAAAAUGGAGAUCAAGAUUCAAUCUGUAUGAAGCAUGUCAUUUUGUAAAUUAAAAUCUGCAUCAGAGAAAUUAUAAAUAUGUCGAUGUAACCAAAUAAUUAUAUUUAACAGUUCUAUUUUUUUGUUUUUACAUGAUAUUAUGCCUACACGGGUAAAAUGUAAAACUCCUUUAAACACAUCUAUUGUAGUUUUAAUGCCAUGCAGGAGGAGAGCGUCACAUUGACCCAGUAAUACACUGGUUACGUGUGGCAGAGACUUUUAUGUCCCAAUUCUGCAGCUUGAUAGUAUGACUGUACCCCGAUGAGAUUCGGAUGUGAGUCUGUUCUGAUCAAGUCGUCAUUCUUGUGCUGUGAUUGAAACAACAUCCCGACACUGUAUAUUGUACACAAACAUUCCUCCUGAGUGACUUCACAUAACCUGUGUGCCAUGCUGCAUCCUACUGUGUGUGUUUUUCCUGCCGCUGUUACCUUUGUUCACGAGCAGUGUUGUCACUGUACUUUGCAAGCUGA